Molecule: messenger RNA, 1444 nt
Organism: Dichomitus squalens LYAD-421 SS1
Lineage: Eukaryota; Fungi; Basidiomycota; Agaricomycetes; Polyporales; Polyporaceae
Product: phosphatases II
Exons: 1
Coding region: 1-1215 (404 amino acids)
Biological process (GO): protein dephosphorylation
Molecular function (GO): protein tyrosine phosphatase activity
Source: RefSeq, a predicted model, not a curated record
AUGUCAGAAACAAUCCCAGGCCUCCCGGGCUGGCUCGAACGCUCCCACAACCUCGAGCACCUCACCGCCGUCCUCCGCACGCUCGCGAAGCGCGAGCGCACCCGCAGAUCCGCCCGCUCUGCCUCCCAGCACCCGUCGCACCCCCUCAAGCGCCACUGGCUCGCGCACCUCGCGUCCACCGUGCAGACCAACGCCGAACACGUCGCACACUACUCCAUUGCUGUCGGCUCGGAUCCCGCCUACGCCCCGCUCAACCGCUACGCCGAUAUCUAUCCCUACGACCGCACGCGGGUCGUCGUCUGCCCGGGGGACGACAGCCAUGCCUGUGGUAGCGGCUGCGAGGCGGGGCGCUACCUGAACGCGGACUGGGUACGGGAGCUGUGGGGCGGCAAAUGGUGGGUUGCUACGCAGGCACCGCUCCCGCUGACCGCGCACACCUUCCUCUCCAUGCUCGUCGAGGGCAUCUCGCCCCCACCCUCCCCUAACGAUCCCGCCUCCGCGACGGAGAAUCGGAAUCUGCGCAGCGAGCGGCGCAUCCGCACAGUCGUGCAGCUCACACAGAACCUCGAGGGCGGCAUGCGCAAGGCCCACAUCUACUUCCCGCCCGUCGAGGGCCAGAGCUGGGUCAUCGAGCCCGGCGAAGGGCGCGCGGACCCGAUCGAGGUGACGCUCGUGCGUGCGCAGACCGUCGACGAGGCGCACUGCGUGCAGAGCGUCGUCCGCCUGCAGCUGCUCUCGCCCGAGCGCGCGCCCGUGGGCGACCCCGUGGUCUUCCAGCACCUGCUGUAUGCGUCGUGGCCCGACAACGGCGUGCCUGCGCGCGAGGACCGCGAGGGCCUCCUGCGCUUCGCGAAGCUUGUGGACGACGCGAACCGCGACCUCUCGCUCUACACGGGCAUCGCAGACCUGGAUCCCAACCCGCCGAUCGUGGCGAAUUGCUCGGCGGGCGUGGGCCGCACGGGUGCAUUCAUCGCGUUGUGCUCGCUCUUGCGACACUAUGGCUUCUUGUCGCCCCCUGGCACUGAGGGCAGUCAGGCGAAGAUAUCGCCCCUCCCUGAAUCACCACUCGGCCCGUUGCCGGACGAGCUGAAGGAUGAUUUGAUUGUUCAGGAGAUUGACUCCCUAAGGGAGCAACGGCCGGGGAUGGUCCAGCGGGACGAUCAGGUCGUGAUGAUCUACGAGGCGCUCAUUGCAGCGUUCGUUUCGGCGAGCUAAACGGACACAGAUUGGACUGCACGAGUUCGCGAUGAUUUACUUGACUGACUACGAGAAUUUGGAGGCCGUGCCAUAAGGAAGCCUCAGCUCUCUACACGCCACCUUUUUGGAGGCUUACUCGCCUAGAGCUACGUCUCUGACGAACUCUAUUGACGCAUGUACUCACUAACGGAUAGUAUGUAGUUCGUAACCUCCAGUGCAUAUAGCGAUAUUACCUACGACAUAAGCG